This is a messenger RNA of Podarcis muralis (Common wall lizard), 459 nucleotides long. The record is from RefSeq and is a predicted model, not a curated record. Lineage: Eukaryota; Metazoa; Chordata; Lepidosauria; Squamata; Lacertidae.
UUGGGAGGGCGACCCCGCUCGCGCUUCCUUCCUUCCCGCCUCUGCCGACGCUGCGCCCGCUAAGCAGCACCUGACGCCGCCGCCAUGCCGAAGAAUAAAGGUAAGGGAGGUAAAAACAGAAGACGAGGUAAGAAUGAGAAUGAAUCAGAAAAAAGAGAACUGGUGUUCAAAGAAGAUGGACAAGAGUAUGCCCAGGUUAUCAAAAUGUUGGGAAAUGGCAGACUGGAGGCAUUAUGUUUUGAUGGUGUAAAGAGGUUAUGUCACAUCAGAGGAAAGUUAAGAAAAAAGGUUUGGAUAAAUACAUCAGAUAUCAUACUGGUGGGUUUGAGAGAUUACCAGGAUAACAAGGCUGACGUCAUUCUAAAGUACAAUGCAGAUGAAGCCAGAAGUCUGAAGGCAUAUGGAGAACUUCCAGAGCAUGCCAAAAUUAAUGAAACCGAUACAUUUGGGCUUAUAUGA